Molecule: messenger RNA, 2274 nt
Organism: Fusarium poae
Lineage: Eukaryota; Fungi; Ascomycota; Sordariomycetes; Hypocreales; Nectriaceae
Exons: 1
Coding region: 1-2274 (757 amino acids)
Source: RefSeq, a predicted model, not a curated record
AUGAUGAAUUUGACUGCGAAUCUAGAAUCCAGCGAAGGCUCGUGUGGUAGCGAGUCACAAGUUGAAAGUGUUGACACUCUUGAUAUAUACGCCAGUUGUGAUCGAUGUCGGAACCUGAGACUCAACAAAGACAAGUUUACUAUCUCAGAGACUCCAAAAGCAUCGGACACUUCGGUCGUGAGUAAAUAUGACCCAGUUGGACUUGGGUCACUGGACUUUUGCUUUCUUGAUGAGAUAUACGCCAACCGCAUAACAUGUUCUCUAUGCCGCCUCAUCUACAAUACUACACAUUCGGAGAACAACUACGGUCUUGGCCACGACGGUCUGGACGAGUGGGGAAAACGUAUCUCAUGUAGCAUGGAAUGGCAUCUUGACUCAAGGUCAUCAGGAUCUGUAGCAUCUACGCGAAGGCUUCGAAUCUUCAACAAGAAAGAUCAAUUUCGGGAAUUCUACAUCGUUCCAAUACUGGCAUCUGGUUCUGAUCAAAAUUCGAAUCAGGCCAGGAGAAGAUCGGGGACCGAAUUCGAUUUUGACCUUGCUGAGCUUUGGUUUUACACAUGUUUGGAUUGUCACACAACGUGUGGUGAUGAGAAAAACAGUAAUGAACCUAGGUUCGUACCCAAGCGACUUCUGGAUGUACAUUCGCUGUGUCUUUGUGUAUUUGACGAGGGCGAAACCAGAGUCGAUCUGUCUUAUGCUGCUUUGAGUUACUGUUGGGGACUCUCAUUGCCCCUCCGUACAACCAAGUUGAACUUUGACCAGCAUUGCCGGGGCAUCGCGGAGGACGAUCUGCCAAAGACUAUCAGAGAUGCCAGCACCCUUGCACGGGAACUGGGUAUCGGGUACAUCUGGGUUGACGCUCUUUGUAUCAUACAGGAUUGCCGUGAAGAUUGGGAAGAACAAGCUGGACAAAUGCAUCGCAUAUACGCAGAAGCCGCAUUGACAAUCUGCGCUGCUGCCGGGGACGAUUGCAACCAUGGUAUCCCUGGUAUACAAGAUACACCCAUGAAACAGUUUAAGGAUGUUGAGAUUCAUGAGGGUCUUCCCUUGACAACAUUAACACCAGUUUCUAAAAUCAUUAGUUCGACAGCAUGGGACUCACGAGCUUGGACUUUGCAAGAGCGUCUUCUAUCUCGACGAUGUCUUAUUUCAUCACCUGAUGGCAUGAUAUGGCAGUGUAAAUGCACGACAUGGCGUGACGACGUCGAUUCUUGCAUGGAUAACGACACAUGGAAUUUGGAUUUGGUAGGGUCUCCGCUUGCUGCCCUGCAAGGCAACCCGCUGCGUAGUUAUACCUCGUGUGCGGAGAUCUAUUCCGGGCGUAACAUGGCUUUCUUAGGUGACAAGGUUAUGGCCUUUGAAGGGAUCAGUGGAGCCUUAGAAGAACGACUUGGAACUUCGUUCAAAUAUUCCAUGCCCCUUAGGUAUCUGGACUGGGUAAUUCUGUGGGCCGAGAGAGAAUCAGGAGAGGGCUUUGCGUUUAACCCAAGAUCCGACAAACCUAAAAGAACAGAGUUUCCCAGCUGGUCUUGGUGUGGUUGGCACCUCCCCAUUCACUGGCCAAGGUCAUCCCUCGAGGGAACACUAUUCAACCUCCGGGACUGGUUUGCCAAUCGUACCUGGAUCGUUUGGUAUAUCGGCAGAUCCAGUAAAUGGAGCCUUGCUUGGGAUGGCGGUAGCCAUACCUCCCCUGAAGUUCAUUUAAAUCGAUGGGAUGGGUACAUAACCGGACAACAUGACCCUUACGGUAGGCUCGCAGGUGCUGCAGGGUGUCGGUUCAGAUCGCAGGUCACUGCUGACGAAGCGACUGAACCAACGUGUUAUCGCUUCCACCCGUCUCUCGAGGGCAGUUUGCUUUUCCAAACCUUCACAGGCCACUUCUCACUUUCGCGCAAAACAAAGACGGGACCAGUCGCAAACAACAACGAGAAAAUGCGUCUCCACCAAUUUGGUAUCACCGACAGUUUUGGUGACUGGUGUGGAACUAUUACCCUCGAUAAAAGCUGGUACAAUCAAGUAGGCGGAAUUUUCGAAUUCGUGGCAAUCUCCGAGGCCAAAGACUUCAGCAUGGAGGAGCUUGAUACGUGGACGUAUUAUGUUUCUGAAGAAAGGCAGCAGGCAGAGUGGUAUAGUUUCUAUGCGCUGAUGAUUCGGUGGAAGGAGACCGACGCUGGUCCUGUGGCAGAACGAGUUGGACUUGCAAAGAUAUUCCAGUCUUCGUUCUUUUAUAGAUCUUUAAAGCCCUGUAUAUGGAAGACAAUAGUGUUGGGUUGA